Caenorhabditis briggsae is the source of this 2577-nucleotide messenger RNA. The transcript is spliced from 13 exons. Gene Ontology annotation, molecular function: glycosyltransferase activity. Bases 1 to 2577 code for a protein of 858 amino acids. The record is from RefSeq and is a predicted model, not a curated record. Gene Ontology annotation, cellular component: membrane. NCBI's taxonomy places the organism in Eukaryota, Metazoa, Nematoda, Chromadorea, Rhabditida, Rhabditidae.
AUGUUCUUUUCCAAUUAUCAAUCAAACCGUUAUGAAGAACCAUUUUUAAUCAACAAAAAUUCGGAAGACAAACAUUUUGAAAAUAUGCAGAAAAUAAAAUUAUAUUGGAAACUAUUUGUGAUACCUAUAUUUUUACUUGUUGCUUUUGGAAUUGCUUAUGUGAGCUACUUCAGGCACACGGAAACACCCCAUAUGCACGACUUUGAUCCUGGUAUCAGUGACAAACGAAAAGUCGCCAUUUAUGAGAACAUGAUAGAUGCUUUGAGAGAUGAAAACUAUGGUUCUUCUGUUGAUUAUCAAAAAAGAGCAGAAACCAAUCAUAUUCAGUGUGGGAGAGUAUUGAGUGGAGAUACAGAAUACAUCAACACUCUCGUGGGAGAAAACCGUAUACCACUCAUCGAGAAUCGCCGUUUGAACAUGUCUUGUCCGGCAAUUCAAGAUCGAAUUCAUUCCGAAACCCGAGAUUUUAAAUUAUUGGAUUCUGGCAUUGCAUUUGCGAGAGUGGUUUACACCGAUUACGAAUUCAUUGAAAAACAGUUGGAGAUGUCGUGGCAUCCACAGAACGUCUUCUGUUUCACUGUUGAUAAGAAGUCACCGGACGAAUUUAUUUCGAGAAUGCAGAAGUUGGACGAAUGUAUGGAAAACGUUGUAGUGCUUCCUGUUCUCGAGAACUACGAUAGUUCUGGUCACAAUAUGAACAUUGGACACAAACGAUGUAUGGAGGCGUUGUUACCCAAAACUGACUGGUCUUAUAUUCUACUUCUUCAAAACCACGAUGUCAUUAUAAAAUCUGUUUAUGAGAUCUCGAAAAUCUAUAGUCUCUUGGGAGGUGUUAAUGAUGUGCAUUUUGGAAAAGAAAUUGAUGGAAGAAGAGUACCAGGAUUGAAGUGGGAUCCUAGAAGUAUGAAUCUAUUCAUAAAUGAAUCCGGAAUCAACGAAAAAGUAUUGAAUGAGCCUAUGAGGGUAUACAGUGGUGCUGUGCAAGUAUCCCUGACAAGAGCAGCUGUGAAGUGGUUGAUUGAAGACGUGGAUGUAAGCAUUGCAAUUAAGCAAUUCAAUCAGACUAAGUAUGGCGGGGAUGAGCAAUUGAUUCCAAGUCUCUAUCUGAAUUAUGAAUAUGGGAUGCCAGGACAUUUCACAGAUCAGUGUUUAGAAUAUCAAGGCAUCGAUCAAAUCAUACGAUUUGUCCAAUGGGUCCGCGGAGGUAUCAACGACUGUCCUACGAAAAGUUUUCGACAUGGAGUUUGCCUAAUUGGGAUUGAACAGUUCCGAGCUUUAUCUAGAAUGCCUUUCAUCACAGUUAACAAAAUGGUUCCCUCAUUCGACUAUUCAAUUAUCGAGUGUACAUCAGAACUCCUCUAUAAUCGAACAUUCUUAGGUCAGAUGGACCAUGAAUUGGAUGAAAGUUUCUAUAAAGAAUUGUUACAUAUCCUGAGUACAAAUUGGAUUGUAGCUCAAAUCAAAACCCGUGGAAGUACGAAUACUAUCUGUGAUCUCAUAUUUAUAUUUUUCGGGUUGCUAGUAAAGUUGAUGCUGUCAUUGAAUAAAAUGUUUUCCUUCCUUUCAUGUUCCUCAUAUUUUCAAAAGAAGACUUCAGAAUCUGGAAUCUGUGACAAAGUUUUUACAAAAUACAGAUUUGACAAUAUACAAGCCGUUUCUAAACCAAUUUACAUUGACCGUUCUGUGCAAUCAAAUACAUACAUGACCACUGGCAAACAAAUAUGGGUUUACUUCUAUUUUAUCAGAGUUUUAUCGUUUAUUUCAAAUGUUUCAGGUCGACACAACAUCUUUCAAAAGUUAUUCCUUUACAGUUUUCGAAUGUGCUUUUAUCAACCAAACCGUUAUGAAGAAGUGCUUUUAAUCAACAAAAAUUCGGAUGAAGAAGAUAACGAAGAUGUAUGGAAUGGUGUUGAAAUAGAACCACGAAACCGAAAGAUGAAGAAAAUAAAGUUAUAUUGGAAACUAUUUGUGAUACCUAUAUUUUUACUUGUUGCUUUUGGAAUUGCUUAUGUGAGCUACUUCAGGCACACGGAAACACCCCAUAUGCACGACUUUGAUCCUGGUAUCAGUGACAAACGAAAAGUCGCCAUUUAUGAGAACAUGAUAGAUGCUUUGAGAGAUGAAAACUAUGGUUCUUCUGUUGAUUAUCAAAAAAGAGCAGAAACCAAUCAUAUUCAGUGUGGGAGAGUAUUGAGUGGAGAUACAGAAUACAUCAACACUCUCGUGGGAGAAAACCGUAUACCACUCAUCGAGAAUCGCCGUUUGAACAUGUCUUGUCCGGCAAUUCAAGAUCGAAUUCAUUCCAAAACCCAAGAUUUUAAAUUAUUGGAUUCUGGCAUUGCAUUUGCGAGAGUGGUUUACACCGAUUACGAAUUCAUUGAAAAACAGUUGGAGAUGUCGUGGCAUCCACAGAACGUCUUCUGUUUCACUGUUGAUAAGAAGUCACCGGACGAAUUUAUUUCGAGAAUGCAGAAGUUGGACGAAUGUAUGGAAAACGUUGUAGUGCUUCCUGGUAUAUGUGGAAUGUUGUCCCAAAUUCCAAACUUUAUAAUUUCCAGUUCUCGAGAACUACGAUAG